AAAUGGAGCAGCUUCAGAUUGGCCCUGCGGCCAUGCUGGAGGACGAGAUCAGCUGGCUUGAUAAUUUCGAACCCACUUGGACCAACGAGCUGGAGACCAGCGAGGCCGACAACAUCCUGCUGGCUGGACACCUGCGCCUCAUUAAAACCCUGCUGUCCCUCUGCGGCAGUGAGAAAGAGCAGUUCGGUCCUUCUCUGAUCCAGCAACUGUUGGACGACUUCUUGUUCAGAGCGUCACGAAUCAUCCUGAACAGUGACAGCUCAUCUAGCACUACAGCAUCUAUCCACGACUUUCACCCAAA
Sinocyclocheilus rhinocerous is the source of this 301-nucleotide messenger RNA. Its product is annotated as ubiquitin carboxyl-terminal hydrolase 24-like. The record is from RefSeq and is a predicted model, not a curated record. The transcript has 2 exons. The annotation marks the transcript as partial. Lineage: Eukaryota; Metazoa; Chordata; Actinopteri; Cypriniformes; Cyprinidae.